AUGAGCUGUCUCGGGAUUUUCAUCCCCAAGAAGCACCGGCAGCGCUUCGACGAGGUGGUGUCGCAGAGCCUGAUCAGCAAGCUCUGCCGCUCCAAGAGCCAGCAGCACAGCAACCGCCUGCGGCGCAGCCGGAGCGAGGACCACCAGGAGCGCUCCACCCGCGCCAGCUCCGUGCCCCGCAGCCACGAGGAAGCCAGCAAGAGCCUGCGGAAAAGCACCUCGCUCAUCACCAGCAAUGUGGCCUCGGGGGCUGCCCGCAGAACCGUGCGAGUUUAUAAAGGCAACAGGAGCUUCGGCUUCACGCUGCGCGGCCAUGCCCCGGUGUGGAUCGAGUCCGUUCUGCCAGGGAGCCCAGCGGAGAAGGCCGCUCUCAAGGCUGGGGACCGGAUCCUGUUCCUCAACGGUCUGGACAUGAGGAACUGCUCCCACGACAAGGUGGUGUCGAUGCUGCAGGGCAGCGGGGCCAUGCCCACCCUGGUGGUGGAAGAGGGGAUCGUCAACUUCUCCAGCGACUCAGACUCUGCCGACUCCCCGAGCAGCUCCUCCGCCCUCACCUCCCUGCAGUGGGUGGCAGAGAUCCUCCCCUCUAGCAUCAAGAUCCAGGGAAGGACGUUCAACCAGCAGCUGGAGCACCUGCUGACCCCCCCCGAGCGCUACACCACCUGCAAGGCGCUGGAAGGCUUCUUCCAACACCGGAACAUUGACACUCUCAUUGUGGAUGUGUACCCGGUGCUGGACACACCGGCCAAGCAAGUCAUUUGGCAGUUUAUCUACCAGCUGCUGACCUACGAGGAGCAGGAGCACUGCCAGCAAAAGAUUGCCAGGUUUCUUGGGUACAAGUCCUUGGCAG
Messenger RNA from Mesitornis unicolor (brown roatelo), 850 nucleotides. Its product is annotated as delphilin-like. Lineage: Eukaryota; Metazoa; Chordata; Aves; Mesitornithiformes; Mesitornithidae. The record is from RefSeq and is a predicted model, not a curated record. Gene Ontology annotation, molecular function: protein binding.